AUGCCUGGGGGAGCAUGCCUGGGGGAGCAUGCCUGGGGGAGCAUGCCUGGGGGAGCAUGCCUGGGGGAGCAUGCCUGGGGGAGCAUGCCUGGGGGAGCAUGCCUGGGGGAGCAUGCCUGGGGGAGCAUGCCUGGGGGAGCAUGCCUGGGGGAGCAUGCCUGGGGGAGCAUGCCUGGGGGAGCAUGCCUGGGGGAGCAUGCCUGGGGGAGCAUGCCUGGGGGAGCAUGCCUGGGGGAGCAUGCCUGGGGGAGCAUGCCUGGGGGAGCAUGCCUGGGGGAGCAUGCCUGGGGGAGCAUGCCUGGGGGAGCAUGCCUGGGGGAGCAUGCCUGGGGGAGCAUGCCUGGGGGAGCAUGCCUGGGGGAGCAUGCCUGGGGGAGCAUGCCUGGGGGAGCAUGCCUGGGGGAGCAUGCCUGGGGGAGCAUGCCUGGAGGAGCAUGCCUGGAGGAGCAUGCCUGGGGGAGCAUGCCUGGGGGAGCAUGCCUGGAGGAGCAUGCCUGGGGGAGCAUGCCUGGGGGAGCAUGCCUGGGGCAGCAUGCCUGGGGGAGCAUGCCUGGGGCAGCAUGCCUGGGGGAGCAUGCCUGGGGGAGCAUGCCUGGGGGAGCAUGCCUGGGGCAGCAUGCCUGGGGGAGCAUGCCUGGGGGAGCAUGCCUGGGGCAGCAUGCCUGGGGGAGCAUGCCUGGGGGAGCAUGCCUGGGGCAGCAUGCCUGGGGGAGCAUGCCUGGAGGAGCAUGCCUGGGGGAGCAUGCCUGGGGGAGCAUGCCUGGAGGAGCAUGCCUGGGGGAGCAUGCCUGGGGGAGCAUGCCUGGGGGAGCAUGCCUGGGGGAGCAUGCCUGGGGGAGCAUGCCUGGGGGAGCAUGCCUGGGGCAGCAUGCCUGGGGGAGCAUGCCUGGGGGAGCAUGCCUGGGGCAGCAUGCCUGGGGGAGCAUGCCUGGGGGAGCAUGCCUGGGGGAGCAUGCCUGGGGGAGCAUGCCUGGGGAGCAUGCCUGGGGCAGCAUGCCUGGGGGAGCAUGCCUGGGGGAGCAUGCCUGGGGCAGCAUGCCUGGGGGAGCAUGCCUGGGGGAGCAUGCCUGGGGGAGCAUGCCUGGAGGAGCAUGCCUGGGGGAGCAUGCCUGGGGGAGCAUGCCUGGGGGAGCAUGCCUGGGGGAGCAUGCCUGGGGGAGCAUGCCUGGGGGAGCAUGCCUGGGGGAGCAUGCCUGGGGGAGCAUGCCUGGGGGAGCAUGCCUGGGGGAGCAUGCCUGGGGGAGCAUGCCUGGAGGAGCAUGCCUGGGGAAGCAUGCCUGGGGGAGCAUGCCUGGGGCAGCAUGCCUGGGGGAGCAUGCCUGGGGGAGCAUGCCUGGGGGAGCAUGCCUGGGGGAGCAUGCCUGGGGGAGCAUGCCUGGGGGAGCAUGCCUGGGGGAGCAUGCCUGGAGGAGCAUGCCUGGGGGAGCAUGCCUGGGGGAGCAUGCCUGGGGGAGCAUGCCUGGGGGAGCAUGCCUGGGGCAGCAUGCCUGGGGGAGCAUGCCUGGGGGAGCAUGCCUGGGGGAGCAUGCCUGGGGGAGCAUGCCUGGGGCAGCAUGCCUGGGGCAGCAUGCCUGGGGGAGCAUGCCUGGGGGAGCAUGCCUGGGGGAGCAUGCCUGGGGGAGCAUGCCUGGGGGAGCAUGCCUGGGGGAGCAUGCCUGGGGGAGCAUGCCUGGGGGAGCAUGCCUGGGGGAGCAUGCCUGGGGGAGCAUGCCUGGGGGAGCAUGCCUGGAGGAGCAUGCCUGGGGGAGCAUGCCUGGGGGAGCAUGCCUGGGGGAGCAUGCCUGGGGGAGCAUGCCUGGGUUAGCAUGCCUGGGGGAGCAUGCCUGGGGGAGCAUGCCUGGGGGAGCAUGCCUGGGGCAGCAUGCCUGGGGGAGCAUGCCUGGGGGAGCAUGCCUGGGGGAGCAUGCCUGGGGGAGCAUGCCUGGGGGAGCAUGCCUGGGGGAGCAUGCCUGGGGGAGCAUGCCUGGAGGAGCAUGCCUGGAGGAGCAUGCCUGGGGGAGCAUGCCUGGGGGAGCAUGCCUGGAGGAGCAUGCCUGGGGGAGCAUGCCUGGGGGAGCAUGCCUGGGGCAGCAUGCCUGGGGGAGCAUGCCUGGGGCAGCAUGCCUGGGGGAGCAUGCCUGGGGGAGCAUGCCUGGGGGAGCAUGCCUGGGGCAGCAUGCCUGGGGGAGCAUGCCUGGGGGAGCAUGCCUGGGGCAGCAUGCCUGGGGGAGCAUGCCUGGGGGAGCAUGCCUGGGGGAGCAUGCUGGGGGAGCAUGCCUGGGGGAGCAUGCCUGGGGGAGCAUGCCUGGAGGAGCAUGCCUGGGGGAGCAUGCCUGGGGGAGCAUGCCUGGAGGAGCAUGCCUGGGGGAGCAUGCCUGGGGGAGCAUGCCUGGGGGAGCAUGCCUGGGGGAGCAUGCCUGGGGGAGCAUGCCUGGGGGAGCAUGCCUGGGGCAGCAUGCCUGGGGGAGCAUGCCUGGGGGAGCAUGCCUGGGGCAGCAUGCCUGGGGGAGCAUGCCUGGGGGAGCAUGCCUGGGGGAGCAUGCCUGGAGGAGCAUGCCUGGGGGAGCAUGCCUGGGGGAGCAUGCCUGGGGGAGCAUGCCUGGGGGAGCAUGCCUGGGGGAGCAUGCCUGGGGGAGCAUGCCUGGGGGAGCAUGCCUGGGGGAGCAUGCCUGGGGGAGCAUGCCUGGGGGAGCAUGCCUGGGGGAGCAUGCCUGGAGGAGCAUGCCUGGGGAAGCAUGCCUGGGGGAGCAUGCCUGGGGCAGCAUGCCUGGGGGAGCAUGCCUGGGGGAGCAUGCCUGGGGGAGCAUGCCUGGGGGAGCAUGCCUGGGGGAGCAUGCCUGGGGGAGCAUGCCUGGGGGAGCAUGCCUGGAGGAGCAUGCCUGGGGGAGCAUGCCUGGGGGAGCAUGCCUGGGGGAGCAUGCCUGGGGGAGCAUGCCUGGGGCAGCAUGCCUGGGGGAGCAUGCCUGGGGGAGCAUGCCUGGGGGAGCAUGCCUGGGGCAGCAUGCCUGGGGGAGCAUGCCUGGGGGAGCAUGCCUGGGGGAGCAUGCCUGGGGGAGCAUGCCUGGGGAGCAUGCUGGGGAGCAUGCCUGGGGGAGCAUGCCUGGAGGAGCAUGCCUGGAGGAGCAUGCCUGGGGGAGCAUGCCUGGGGGAGCAUGCCUGGAGGAGCAUGCCUGGGGGAGCAUGCCUGGGGGAGCAUGCCUGGGGCAGCAUGCCUGGGGGAGCAUGCCUGGGGGAGCAUGCCUGGGGCAGCAUGCCUGGGGGAGCAUGCCUGGGGAGCAUGCCUGGGGCAGCAUGCCUGGGGGAGCAUGCCUGGGGGAGCAUGCCUGGGGGAGCAUGCCUGGGGGAGCAUGCCUGGGGGAGCAUGCCUUGGGAGCAUGCCUGGGGGAGCAUGCCUGGGGCAGCAUGCCUGGGGGAGCAUGCCUGGGGGAGCAUGCCUGGGGGAGCAUGCCUGGGGGAGCAUGCCUGGGGCAGCAUGCCUGGGGGAGCAUGCCUGGGGGAGCAUGCCUGGGGAGCAUGCCUGGGGGAGCAUGCCUGGGGGAGCAUGCCUGGGGCAGCAUGCCUGGGGGAGCAUGCCUGGGGGAGCAUGCCUGGGGGAGCAUGCCUGGGGCAGCAUGCCUGGGGCAGCAUGCCUGGGGGAGCAUGCCUGGGGGAGCAUGCCUGGGGGAGCAUGCCUGGAGGAGCAUGCCUGGGGGAGCAUGCCUGGGGGAGCAUGCCUGGGGCAGCAUGCCUGGGGGAGCAUGCCUGGGGCAGCAUGCCUGGGGGAGCAUGCCUGGGGGAGCAUGCCUGGGGGAGCAUGCCUGGGCAGCAUGCCUGGGGGAGCAUGCCUGGGGGAGCAUGCCUGGGGCAGCAUGCCUGGGGGAGCAUGCCUGGGGGAGCAUGCCUGGGGGAGCAUGCCUGGGGGGAGCAUGCCUGGGGGAGCAUGCCUGGGGGAGCAUGCCUGGAGGAGCAUGCCUGGGGGAGCAUGCCUGGGGGAGCAUGCCUGGAGGAGCAUGCCUGGGGGAGCAUGCCUGGGGGAGCAUGCCUGGGGGAGCAUGCCUGGGGCAGCAUGCCUGGGGGAGCAUGCCUGGGGCAGCAUGCCUGGAGGAGCAUGCCUGGGGGAGCAUGCCUGGGGCAGCAUGCCUGGGGGAGCAUGCCUGGGGGAGCAUGCCUGGGGGAGCAUGCCUGGGGGAGCAUGCCUGGGGGAGCAUGCCUGGAGGAGCAUGCCUGGGGGAGCAUGCCUGGGGGAGCAUGCCUGGGGGAGCAUGCCUGGGGGAGCAUGCCUGGGGGAGCAUGCCUGGGGGAGCAUGCCUGGGGGAGCAUGCCUGGGGGAGCAUGCCUGGGGGAGCAUGCCUGGGGGAGCAUGCCUGGGGGAGCAUGCCUGGAGGAGCAUGCCUGGGGGAGCAUGCCUGGGGGAGCAUGCCUGGGGGAGCAUGCCUGGGGGAGCAUGCCUGGGGCAGCAUGCCUGGGGGAGCAUGCCUGGGGCAGCAUGCCUGGGGGAGCAUGCCUGGGGGAGCAUGCCUGGGGGAGCAUGCCUGGGGGAGCAUGCCUGGGGGAGCAUGCCUGGGGGAGCAUGCCUGGGGGAGCAUGCCUGGGGGAGCAUGCCUGGGGGAGCAUGCCUGGGGCAGCAUGCCUGGGGGAGCAUGCCUGGGGGAGCAUGCCUGGGGGAGCAUGCCUGGGGGAGCAUGCCUGGGGGAGCAUGCCUGGGGGAGCAUGCCUGGGGGAGCAUGCCUGGAGGAGCAUGCCUGGGGGAGCAUGCCUGGGGGAGCAUGCCUGGGGGAGCAUGCCUGGGGGAGCAUGCCUGGGGGAGCAUGCCUGGGGCAACAUGCCUGGGGGAGCAUGCCUGGGGGAGCAUGCCUGGGGGAGCAUGCCUGGGGGAGCAUGCCUGGGGGAGCAUGCCUGGGGGAGCAUGCCUGGGGGAGCAUGCCUGGAGGAGCAUGCCUGGGGGAGCAUGCCUGGGGGAGCAUGCCUGGGGGAGCAUGCCUGGGGGAGCAUGCCUGGGGCAGCAUGCCUGGGGGAGCAUGCCUGGGGGAGCAUGCCUGGGGGAGCAUGCCUGGGGCAGCAUGCCUGGGGGAGCAUGCCUGGGGGAGCAUGCCUGGGGGAGCAUGCCUGGGGGAGCAUGCCUGGGGGAGCAUGCCUGGGGGAGCAUGCCUGGGGGAGCAUGCCUGGGGGAGCAUGCCUGGAGGAGCAUGCCUGGGGGAGCAUGCCUGGGGGAGCAUGCCUGGGGGAGCAUGCCUGGGGGAGCAUGCCUGGGGGAGCAUGCCUGGGGGAGCAUGCCUGGGGGAGCAUGCCUGGGGCAGCAUGCCUGGGGGAGCAUGCCUGGGGGAGCAUGCCUGGGGGAGCAUGCCUGGGGGAGCAUGCCUGGGGGAGCAUGCCUGGGGGAGCAUGCCUGGGGGAGCAUGCCUGGAGGAGCAUGCCUGGGGGAGCAUGCCUGGGGGAGCAUGCCUGGGGGAGCAUGCCUGGGGGAGCAUGCCUGGGGCAGAGCAUGCCUGGGGAGCAUGCCUGGGGGAGCAUGCCUGGAGGAGCAUGCCUGGGGGAGCAUGCCUGGGGGAGCAUGCCUGGGGGAGCAUGCCUGGGGGAGCAUGCCUGGAGGAGCAUGCCUGGGGGAGCAUGCCUGGGGGAGCAUGCCUGGGGGAGCAUGCCUGGGGGAGCAUGCCUGGGGCAGCAUGCCUGGGGGAGCAUGCCUGGGGGAGCAUGCCUGGGGAGGCAUGCCUGGGGAGCAUGCCUGGGGGAGCAUGCCUGGGGGAGCAUGCCUGGGGGAGCAUGCCUGGGGGAGCAUGCCUGGGGGAGCAUGCCUGGGGGAGCAUGCCUGGGGGACAUGCCUGGGGAGCAUGCCUGGGGGAGCAUGCCUGGAGGAGCAUGCCUGGGGGAGCAUGCCUGGGGGAGCAUGCCUGGGGGAGCAUGCCUGGGGGAGCAUGCCUGGGGAGCAUGCCUGGGGGAGCAUGCCUGGGGGAGCAUGCCUGGGGGAGCAUGCCUGGGGGAGCAUGCCUGGGGGAGCAUGCCUGGGGCAGCAUGCCUGGGGGAGCAUGCCUGGGGGAGCAUGCCUGGGGGAGCAUGCCUGGGGGAGCAUGCCUGGGGGAGCAUGCCUGGGGGAGCAUGCCUGGGGAGCAUGCCUGGGGGAGCAUGCCUGGGGGAGCAUGCCUGGGGGAGCAUGCCUGGGGGAGCAUGCCUGGGGAGCAUGCCUGGGGGAGCAUGCCUGGGGGAGCAUGCCUGGGGGAGCAUGCCUGGGGGAGCAUGCCUGGGGGAGCAUGCCUGGGGGAGCAUGCCUGGGGGAGCAUGCCUGGGGGAGCAUGCCUGGGGGAGCAUGCCUGGGGCAGCAUGCCUGGGGGAGCAUGCCUGGGGGAGCAUGCCUGGGGGAGCAUGCCUGGGGAGCAUGCCUGGGGGAGCAUGCAUGGGGGAGGCAUGCCUAGGGGGAGCAUGCCUGGGGGAGCAUGCCUGGGGGAGCAUGCCUGGGGGGGAAGCAUGCCUGGGGGAGCAUGCCUGGGGCAGCAUGCCUGGGGGAGCAUGCCUGGGGGAGCAUGCCUGGGGGAGCAUGCCUGGGGGAGCAUGCCUGGGGGAGCAUGCCUGGGGGAGCAUGCCUGGGGGGAGCAUGCUGGGGAGCAUGCCUGGGGGAGCAUGCCUGGGGGAGCAUGCCUGGGGGAGCAUGCCUGGGGGGGAGCAUGCCUGGAGGAGCAUGCCUGGGGAGCAUGCCUGGGGGAGCAUGCCUGGGGGAGCAUGCCUGGGGGAGCAUGCCUGGGGGAGCAUGCCUGGGGGAGCAUGCCUGGGGGAGCAUGCCUGGGGGAGCAUGCCUGGGGGAGCAUGCCUGGGGGAGCAUGCCUGGGGGAGCAUGCCUGGGGGAGCAUGCCUGGGGGAGCAUGCCUGGGGGAGCAUGCCUGGGGGAGCAUGCCUGGGGGAGCAUGCCUGGAGGAGCAUGCCUGGGGGAGCAUGCCUGGGGGAGCAUGCCUGGGGCAGCAUGCCUGGGGGAGCAUGCCUGGGGGAGCAUGCCUGGGGCAGCAUGCCUGGGGGAGCAUGCCUGGGGGAGCAUGCCUGGGGGAGCAUGCCUGGGGGAGCAUGCCUGGGGGAGCAUGCCUGGGGGCGCAUGCCUGGGGCAGCAUGCCUGGGGGAGCAUGCCUGGGGGAGCAUGCCUGGGGGAGCAUGCCUGGGGGAGCAUGCCUGGGGGAGCAUGCCUGGGGGAGCAUGCCUGGGGGAGCAUGCCUGGGGGAGCAUGCCUGGGGGAGCAUGCCUGGGGGAGCAUGCCUGGGGGAGCAUGCCUGGGGAGCAUGCCUGGGAGCAUGCCUGGGGAGCAUGCCUGGGGCAGCAUGCCUGGGGGAGCAUGCCUGGGGGAGCAUGCCUGGGGGAGCAUGCCUGGGGCAGCAUGCCUGGGGGAGCAUGCCUGGGGGAGCAUGCCUGGGGGAGCAUGCCUGGGGCAGCAUGCCUGGGGGAGCAUGCCUGGGGCAGCAUGCCUGGGGCAGCAUGCCUGGGGGAGCAUGCCUGGGGGAGCAUGCCUGGGGGAGCAUGCCUGGGGCAGCAUGCCUGGGGCAGCAUGCCUGGGGGAGCAUGCCUGGGGGAGCAUGCCUGGGGGAGCAUGCCUGGGGGAGCAUGCCUGGGGGAGCAUGCCUGGGGGAGCAUGCCUGGGGGAGCAUGCCUGGGGGAGCAUGCCUGGGGGAGCAUGCCUGGGGGAGCAUGCCUGGGGGAGCAUGCCUGGGGCAGCAUGCCUGGGGGAGCAUGCCUGGGGGAGCAUGCCUGGGGCAGCAUGCCUGGGGGAGCAUGCCUGGGGGAGCAUGCCUGGGGGAGCAUGCCUGGGGCAGCAUGCCUGGGGGAGCAUGCCUGGGGGAGCAUGCCUGGGGGAGCAUGUCUGGGGCAGCAUGCCUGGGGGAGCAUGCCUGGGGGAGCAUGCCUGGGGCAGCAUGCCUGGGGCAGCAUGCCUGGGGCAGCAUGCCUGGGGCAGCAUGCCUGGGGCAGCAUGCCUGGGGGAGCAUGCCUGGGGGAGCAUGCCUGGGGCAGCAUGCCUGGGGGAGCAUGCCUGGGGGAGCAUGCCUGGGGGAGCAUGCCUGGGGGAGCAUGCCUGGGGGAGCAUGCCUGGGGGAGCAUGCCUGGGGGAGCAUGCCUGGGGGAGCAUGCCUGGGGGAGCAUGCCUGGGGGAGCAUGCCUGGGGGAGCAUGCCUGGGGGAGCAUGCCUGGGGCAGCAUGCCUGGGGCAGCAUGCCUGGGGGAGCAUGCCUGGGGCAGCAUGCCUGGGGGAGCAUGCCUGGGGCAGCAUGCCUGGGGGAGCAUGCCUGGGGCAGCAUGCCUGGGGCAGCAUGCCUGGGGGAGCAUGCCUGGGGGAGCAUGCCUGGGGGAGCAUGCCUGGGGCAGCAUGCCUGGGGGAGCAUGCCUGGGGGAGCAUGCCUGGGGGAGCAUGCCUGGGGCAGCAUGCCUGGGGGAGCAUGCCUGGGGCAGCAUGCCUGGGGCAGCAUGCCUGGGGGAGCAUGCCUGGGGGAGCAUGCCUGGGGGAGCAUGCCUGGGGGAGCAUGCCUGGGGGAGCAUGCCUGGGGCAGCAUGCCUGGGGGAGCAUGCCUGGGGCAGCAUGCCUGGGGGAGCAUGCCUGGGGGAGCAUGCCUGGGGGAGCAUGCCUGGGGGAGCAUGCCUGGGGGAGCAUGCCUGGGGCAGCAUGCCUGGGACAGCAUGCCUGGGGGAGCAUGCCUGGGGCAGCAUGCCUGGGGGAGCAUGCCUGGGGCAGCAUGCCUGGGGGAGCAUGCCUGGGGCAGCAUGCCUGGGGCAGCAUGCCUGGGGCAGCAUGCCUGGGGGAGCAUGCCUGGGGCAGCAUGCCUGGGGGAGCAUGCCUGGGGGAGCAUGCCUGGGGGAGCAUGCCUGGGGGAGCAUGCCUGGGGGAGCAUGCCUGGGGCAGCAUGCCUGGGGGAGCAUGCCUGGGGGAGCAUGCCUGGGGAGCAUGCCUGGGGGAGCAUGCCUGGGGCAGCAUGCCUGGGGGAGCAUGCCUGGGGGAGCAUGCCUGGGGCAGCAUGCCUGGGGGAGCAUGCCUGGGGGAGCAUGCCUGGGGGAGCAUGCCUGGGGGAGCAUGCCUGGGGCAGCAUGCCUGGGGGAGCAUGCCUGGGGGAGCAUGCCUGGGGGAGCAUGCCUGGGGGAGCAUGCCUGGGGGAGCAUGCCUGGGGGAGCAUGCCUGGGGGAGCAUGCCUGGGGGAGCAUGCCUGGGGCAGCAUGCCUGGGGGAGCAUGCCUGGGGGAGCAUGCCUGGGGGAGCAUGCCUGGGGGAGCAUGCCUGGGGGAGCAUGCCUGGGGGAGCAUGCCUGGGGGAGCAUGCCUGGGGGAGCAUGCCUGGGGGAGCAUGCCUGGGGGAGCAUGCCUGGGGGAGCAUGCCUGGGGGAGCAUGCCUGGGGGAGCAUGCCUGGGGGAGCAUGCCUGGGGGAGCAUGCCUGGGGGAGCAUGCCUGGGGGAGCAUGCCUGGGGGAGCAUGCCUGGGGGAGCAUGCCUGGGGGAGCAUGCCUGGGGGAGCAUGCCUGGGGGAGCAUGCCUGGGGGAGCAUGCCUGGGGGAGCAUGCCUGGGGGAGCAUGCCUGGGGGAGCAUGCCUGGGGGAGCAUGCCUGGGGGAGCAUGCCUGGGGGAGCAUGCCUGGGGGAGCAUGCCUGGGGGAGCAUGCCUGGGGGAGCAUGCCUGGGGGAGCAUGCCUGGGGGAGCAUGCCUGGGGGAGCAUGCCUGGGGGAGCAUGCCUGGGGCAGCAUGCCUGGGGGAGCAUGCCUGGGGGAGCAUGCCUGGGGGAGCAUGCCUGGGGGAGCAUGCCUGGGGGAGCAUGCCUGGGGAGCAUGCCUGGGGCAGCAUGCCUGGGGGAGCAUGCCUGGGGAGCAUGCCUGGGGCAGCAUGCCUGGGGGAGCAUGCCUGGGGCAGCAUGCCUGGGGCAGCAUGCCUGGGGGAGCAUGCCUGGGGGAGCAUGCCUGGGGGAGCAUGCCUGGGGCAGCAUGCCUGGGGCAGCAUGCCUGGGGGAGCAUGCCUGGGGGAGCAUGCCUGGGGGAGCAUGCCUGGGGGAGCAUGCCUGGGGGAGCAUGCCUGGGGGAGCAUGCCUGGGGGAGCAUGCCUGGGGGAGCAUGCCUGGGGGAGCAUGCCUGGGGGAGCAUGCCUGGGGGAGCAUGCCUGGGGCAGCAUGCCUGGGGGAGCAUGCCUGGGGGAGCAUGCCUGGGGCAGCAUGCCUGGGGGAGCAUGCCUGGGGGAGCAUGCCUGGGGGAGCAUGCCUGGGGCAGCAUGCCUGGGGGAGCAUGCCUGGGGGAGCAUGCCUGGGGGAGCAUGUCUGGGGCAGCAUGCCUGGGGGAGCAUGCCUGGGGGAGCAUGCCUGGGGCAGCAUGCCUGGGGCAGCAUGCCUGGGGCAGCAUGCCUGGGGCAGCAUGCCUGGGGCAGCAUGCCUGGGGGAGCAUGCCUGGGGGAGCAUGCCUGGGGCAGCAUGCCUGGGGGAGCAUGCCUGGGGGAGCAUGCCUGGGGGAGCAUGCCUGGGGGAGCAUGCCUGGGGGAGCAUGCCUGGGGGAGCAUGCCUGGGGGAGCAUGCCUGGGGGAGCAUGCCUGGGGGAGCAUGCCUGGGGGAGCAUGCCUGGGGCAGCAUGCCUGGGGCAGCAUGCCUGGGGGAGCAUGCCUGGGGCAGCAUGCCUGGGGGAGCAUGCCUGGGGCAGCAUGCCUGGGGGAGCAUGCCUGGGGGAGCAUGCCUGGGGGAGCAUGCCUGGGGCAGCAUGCCUGGGGGAGCAUGCCUGGGGGAGCAUGCCUGGGGGAGCAUUCCUGGGGCAGCAUGCCUGGGGGAGCAUGCCUGGGGCAGCAUGCCUGGGGCAGCAUGCCUGGGGGAGCAUGCCUGGGGGAGCAUGCCUGGGGGAGCAUGCCUGGGGCAGCAUGCCUGGGGCAGCAUGCCUGGGGCAGCAUGCCUGGGGCAGCAUGCCUGGGGCAGCAUGCCUGGGGGAGCAUGCCUGGGGGAGCAUGCCUGGGGCAGCAUGCCUGGGGGAGCAUGCCUGGGGGAGCAUGCCUGGGGGAGCAUGCCUGGGGCAGCAUGCCUGGGGGAGCAUGCCUGGGGGAGCAUGCCUGGGGGAGCAUGCCUGGGGGAGCAUGCCUGGGGCAGCAUGCCUGGGGGAGCAUGCCUGGGGCAGCAUGCCUGGGGGAGCAUGCCUGGGGGAGCAUGCCUGGAGGAGCAUGCCUGGGGGAGCAUGCCUGGGGGAGCAUGCCUGGGGGAGCAUGCCUGGGGGAGCAUGCCUGGGGCAGCAUGCCUGGGGGAGCAUGCCUGGGGGAGCAUGCCUGGGGGAGCAUGCCUGGGGCAGCAUGCCUGGGGGAGCAUGCCUGGGGCAGCAUGCCUGGGGCAGCAUGCCUGGGGGAGCAUGCCUGGGGGAGCAUGCCUGGGGGAGCAUGCCUGGGGCAGCAUGCCUGGGGGAGCAUGCCUGGGGGAGCAUGCCUGGGGGAGCAUGCCUGGGGGAGAAUGCCUGGGGCAGCAUGCCUGGGGGAGCAUGCCUGGGGGAGCAUGCCUGGGGGAGCAUGCCUGGGGGAGCAUGCCUGGGGGAGCAUGCCUGGGGGAGCAUGCCUGGGGGAGCAUGCCUGGGGGAGCAUGCCUGGGGGAGCAUGCCUGGGGCAGCAUGCCUGGGGGAGCAUGCCUGGGGGAGCAUGCCUGGGGGAGCAUGCCUGGGGGAGCAUGCCUGGGGCAGCAUGCCUGGGGGAGCAUGCCUGGGGGAGCAUGCCUGGGGCAGCAUGCCUGGGGGAGCAUGCCUGGGGGAGCAUGCCUGGGGCAGCAUGCCUGGGGCAGCAUGCCUGGGGGAGCAUGCCUGGGGCAGCAUGCCUGGGGGAGCAUGCCUGGGGGAGCAUGCCUGGGGGAGCAUGCCUGGGGGAGCAUGCCUGGGGGAGCAUGCCUGGGGGAGCAUGCCUGGGGGAGCAUGCCUGGGGGAGCAUGCCUGGGGGAGCAUGCCUGGGGGAGCAUGCCUGGGGGAGCAUGCCUGGGGGAGCAUGCCUGGGGGAGCAUGCCUGGGGGAGCAUGCCUGGGGGAGCAUGCCUGGGGGAGCAUGCCUGGGGGAGCAUGCCUGGGGCAGCAUGCCUGGGGGAGCAUGCCUGGGGGAGCAUGCCUGGGGGAGCAUGCCUGGGGGAGCAUGCCUGGGGCAGCAUGCCUGGGGGAGCAUGCCUGGGGGAGCAUGCCUGGGGCAGCAUGCCUGGGGGAGCAUGCCUGGGGCAGCAUGCCUGGGGGAGCAUGCCUGGGGGAGCAUGCCUGGGGGAGCAUGCCUGGGGCAGCAUGCCUGGGGGAGCAUGCCUGGGGGAGCAUGCCUGGGGGAGCAUGCCUGGGGGAGCAUGCCUGGGGGAGCAUGCCUGGGGCAGCAUGCCUGGGGGAGCAUGCCUGGGGGAGCAUGCCUGGGGCAGCAUGCCUGGGGGAGCAUGCCUGGGGGAGCAUGCCUGGGGGAGCAUGCCUGGGGGAGCAUGCCUGGGGGAGCAUGCCUGGGGGAGCAUGCCUGGGGGAGCAUGCCUGGGGGAGCAUGCCUGGGGGAGCAUGCCUGGGGGAGCAUGCCUGGGGCAGCAUGCCUGGGGGAGCAUGCCUGGGGGAGCAUGCCUGGGGGAGCAUGCCUGGGGGAGCAUGCCUGGGGCAGCAUGCCUGGGGGAGCAUGCCUGGGGGAGCAUGCCUGGGGGAGCAUGCCUGGGGGAGCAUGCCUGGGGGAGCAUGCCUGGGGCAGCAUGCCUGGGGCAGCAUGCCUGGGGGAGCAUGCCUGGGGGAGCAUGCCUGGGGGAGCAUGCCUGGGGGAGCAUGCCUGGGGCAGCAUGCCUGGGGCAGCAUGCCUGGGGGAGCAUGCCUGGGGGAGCAUGCCUGGGGGAGCAUGCCUGGGGCAGCAUGCCUGGGGCAGCAUGCCUGGGGCAGCAUGCCUGGGGGAGCAUGCCUGGGGGAGCAUGCCUGGGGGAGCAUGCCUGGGGGAGCAUGCCUGGGGGAGCAUGCCUGGGGGAGCAUGCCUGGGGCAGCAUGCCUGGGGGAGCAUGCCUGGGGGAGCAUGCCUGGGGGAGCAUGCCUGGGGGAGCAUGCCUGGGGCAGCAUGCCUGGGGGAGCAUGCCUGGGGGAGCAUGCCUGGGGGAGCAUGCCUGGGGGAGCAUGCCUGGGGGAGCAUGCCUGGGGCAGCAUGCCUGGGGCAGCAUGCCUGGGGGAGCAUGCCUGGGGGAGCAUGCCUGGGGGAGCAUGCCUGGGGGAGCAUGCCUGGGGCAGCAUGCCUGGGGCAGCAUGCCUGGGGGAGCAUGCCUGGGGGAGCAUGCCUGGGGGAGCAUGCCUGGGGGAGCAUGCCUGGGGCAGCAUGCCUGGGGCAGCAUGCCUGGGGGAGCAUGCCUGGGGCAGCAUGCCUGGGGGAGCAUGCCUGGGGGAGCAUGCCUGGGGGAGCAUGCCUGGGGGAGCAUGCCUGGGGGAGCAUGCCUGGGGGAGCAUGCCUGGGGGAGCAUGCCUGGGGGAGCAUGCCUGGGGCAGCAUGCCUGGGGGAGCAUGCCUGGGGGAGCAUGCCUGGGGGAGCAUGCCUGGGGGAGCAUGCCUGGGGGAGCAUGCCUGGGGCAGCAUGCCUGGGGGAGCAUGCCUGGGGGAGCAUGCCUGGGGGAGCAUGCCUGGGGCAGCAUGCCUGGGGGAGCAUGCCUGGGGCAGCAUGCCUGGGGCAGCAUGCCUGGGGCAGCAUGCCUGGGGCAGCAUGCCUGGGGGAGCAUGCCUGGGGGAGCAUGCCUGGGGGAGCAUGCCUGGGGGAGCAUGCCUGGGGGAGCAUGCCUGGGGCAGCAUGCCUGGGGGAGCAUGCCUGGGGCAGCAUGCCUGGGGCAGCAUGCCUGGGGCAGCAUGCCUGGGGCAGCAUGCCUGGGGCAGCAUGCCUGGUCAACGGCACGUGUUGCCCCGCCCGUGCAUGUUUUUUGAGAAUUCUCAAAAAACAGACGUAGGUGGGUGA
Molecule: messenger RNA, 13824 nt
Organism: Closterium sp. Naga37s-1
Lineage: Eukaryota; Viridiplantae; Streptophyta; Zygnematophyceae; Desmidiales; Closteriaceae
Source: the annotation of a GenBank genome assembly